Messenger RNA from Lepisosteus oculatus (spotted gar), 3239 nucleotides. RefSeq lists its product as uncharacterized. Lineage: Eukaryota; Metazoa; Chordata; Actinopteri; Semionotiformes; Lepisosteidae. The record is from RefSeq and is a predicted model, not a curated record.
UAAACUCCUCUUGCUUUUUACUCAAGCGCCCAUGACCUGGCAGCUAAUUUUAUACCAGGCUGGAUCACAUCCUGUAGGGCCUCCUACAUGUGGGCAGGAGCCUGCUCUCCCACCCAGUGGGCUCUGCCAGGGUAACACCUACUGUGCCAGGCAGGAUGUGCCUCUCUCUUUAAAUGGCUGCCGAGCACCAGCCGCUGUAUGAUUUCCUUGUUAGCACACAUAUCCGGCGUCAUCUGGAGCUAUAUAUAAACGACUAAGAAAUAAAAUCAAUGCCUGAAGACAGGUCAAGCUCAACAGGGUCAUCCUAUGAAACAAGUACAACUACAACAGAGCUCCCCAGCCAAGACAGCGCUGAGUCUAGCACAAGGACCAGCACUGCAGCACUGGAGGAAACCAGCACUGCAACAACCACCACCCUCCUGGAGACCAGCACAACAACAGAGGGCCGCAGUCUGGGGAAAGACAUUGCAGCUUUGGACUGGUGUUACUUGUCCCUUGCUCUAGUAGGCCUGAUAGCCAGCGGUUUCAUUCUCUACAGCUACCUUAAGUCCUACAGAACUGGAUGCACCUUCAGAAAACUGGACAUCCUUGUUGGUGCCCUUUCCAUUUCAGACUCUUUCAUCAUUCUUUACUCCAUCCCCACCAUUCUGUUGCCCUACUCGAAGAUCACUAACCCGAGCUGUGCCGUGUUUUCCUUCUUCUUCAACUUUGCCUAUUUGAACGCCCAGUUUCUUCAUGUUCUCGUGGGGUGUUUUCUGAAGUGGGAGGAGAGUCGCGCCAGAGUAGCUCUGGUGAGGAAGGCCGUGGGCCAUCCUGCCGUGUGCGUGGCUCUGUCAGCUCUCGCCGCCUUCCUCUGCUCCGUGCUGAUAACGGGGCUUCUGGGGACACACGAGGGGAUCCAUCAGAACAUCGCCUGCCAACUGGAUCCGCCUGAAGCCUCGCCCCAGUAUGACAUAGCCAAAUUCAGCCUUGGAUUUCUGCUUCCCUAUCUCCUUCUGAUGGGCUUCCUCAUCACCUGCUGUGUCGUGUGGAUAAGAGACAAAGUGAGCUUCCCUUCCAGGCUUAAGGCUUGUUCAGGGAUCCUGGCAGUAGGCCUUACUGCUUUCUGCAGCAGACUGGUCUACAAUUCUAUCCUGGUCCACAGAAGUGGCCUGAAAUCGGACACAGGUGAGGGUUCACUCUGGAAGCAGGCCCUGACGCACAGUGCAGAGCUUGUGCUCUUCUCCGCCUGCUGCCUCGAGCUGGUGCUCCUCGUCUUCCUCUGCCAGCCGUGCCAGGAUGCCCGGAGGGACGUGGUGAGGCACCUCCAGCACUGCUGCCAGAGCAUCAGCAGACGGGAGGCCAACCGGAACAUCAUGGAGCCCCACAUUGAAAUAGGAAAAGAUGACCCAAUAUCGCUGAAUUCAGACAACCAGGAGAGCUGAGAUACUGCAAGAGCCUCUUCUCCAUCCCAGCAUGAAUGAUCAUUAACAAACAGGACUGUUAACUAAGGGAAGAACCUCGCCCGUUGCGUAAAGGCACAUUCAGAGGUAGAUGCAAGGCUUUAGAAGCAAAAACCAACAGCUCUGUUUGCUUCCUCCAUGGCCACAUCAAACUGUUCAGCAGAAUGAAUGACAUUUUUCAAUCUAGUCUUCCGAGACAUGAUAAAGGCUCACAUUAAAAACUGCAGCAAGAAAAAACUUUUUGCUUCCAAUCUGCAAUGCAGGGUAUCAAAGAACAAAGAACAAAAUUGUUUUUUUUUUAAAACACCUUUUAAAAAUUAAGUGGCCUUCCACCUAGAGCCAGAAAAAAACGACAGUUUUACAAAACAGCAUAUCCCCAUUCCUUGCACUGUUGGAAACAGCAUUCAGGUUCAGUAGUUUAACUCACAUGUAUCUCACAGUUACAAGCAAUCCAGAAUCACUAGCCUUGGUCUGAAUAACACUGUAGCUUUAUUAUUAUUAUUAUUAUUAUUAAUAUUUUGCAUUGGGAAAGCAGAUGUUCUAAACUGAAAUAAAACAGCAGUUCAACAAAACCAGAAACAGGAGAGCCUGCAAUUAAAAAUAAAAAAAGUUCUGCAUUUCAGGAGACCAGAGCUCAGAUAAUUUCUUCAAGCAUCACUCAGGAGACAGGCACGUAUGUAAAGUUAACUUCAAGUGUACUGGAGCGUGUACGAUGCGAUCUUCUAAAAAGAAAUUAAAAGGCUGAUGUGCAAGUAAAUGAGUUAAUCCUCAUAACCCACCCCCUUUUCUUUUUGACUUUGCACAACAGGAGAAAUAAUAUUACAAACUAUUCUAGACUGAAUGCAGACUCGACUGCUCCAUUCAUCCAUGCUUUGAAAUAGAGGGCAAGUUAUUGGGGACUAUCCGUUCCAAUGACCCAACGAGUUCACUGCAGUGCAGCACAGCAAUGGCGCCCAACUGCUUGACUUUUCACCUCUCCAGAGCAAUUCCAGCGUAGCCUAAUGUCAUUGGAUUUGAACAAAAAGCAUGGAGCAACUCUGGACAUCUGUUUUCAACAGCUGCAGAAGUGCAUGAUCAGAAAGUCAAUGUAAAUAAGGGAAAUUAAUCACGAGGUAACCAAUAAUUAAAAGUCCAUUUUACUUUUGAUGCUCACAUUCAGUAUUAAAACUAAGAAAGCUUGUGUUUCUGUUCGUUCUCAGAGGGGCAAACAUCCCAUUUGAAAUUCUUUCCUGCAAAGUCGAAAGUUCAUUUCAGUCGCACAAGUCUCACAAUACACCAAGAAUUUCUAGAAAUGUCAGGUCUUCCUGACUAUUUAGGACACAAGAGCUAAAAUAAUGAAUGAAAAGUCCUCCGUUGUGACAGCGUCUCUGUGGUGGGUUAGGAACCAGGAACUGGUUUUUCGUAGUAGGAGCACGGCUCUGGCUUCAGUGCGUCUGUGGAUCCAGGAAGCAUCUCGCAGUUGAGAAAAGAGGGGUUGAAAGAGAGAGGACGCCAAUCCGGACCAGGUGACUGUCUGAUCAAAUCAGAGCCGAGCAGGAACACGGGGGGCAAUUUCUGUGCUUUGAGAGCAGGAGCUCCUCAUUUGACUCCCUGUUUGAGCGGCCAAGGAAAUUUGCAUUUCGUCAGAAACUGGCCAGGAUCACCACAGGAGCACCAACUGCACAACGCUGGCCUCCCACAGCACUUCAGCGCUUGCACUUGGGAAUUUAGUGCUUGGUAAAACUCCUAGCAUGGCCAUGCCAUCCACAAUACUUACUGUAUUUUUUUUAAUAAAAUAUGACAAUAUAUUUAACAUUU